AACUAAAGAGGGCAGCCUCCUCUGGGAGUCACGGGACAGUGCUUGGUCCCAGAAAGAAGAUUGAGGAGGAGGACAGGUACAACAGAGGCAGAAAAGUAGCUGGAGGCAGCCUGGGCAACUGGGAGAUGAAUCUCACCGUUGGCCUAGCCCAGAGGUAUUCUCCACUUUUUGAGGGACAGUGUGGGACCGAAUGAGGCAAAUUUUGAAACCUAGAGAUUACUUCUGGCUAGAACUUGACACAGACCAUUUGCAUUUGUAAGCAAAGUUGCUCCCUCACAGGUGGGCUGGCAGUCUUUCAAGCCUUUUGUCUCUCUGCUUUUGCCUUUCUGGUUUUCUCUGCAGUCAGACUCGGGAAAUAAAAGAUGAAAUUCAAAUCUGUCAGUUCUGCUUUUCAUUGGCAACUGUAGCAAGAGGAGAACUAGAAUCUCACUCAAAUAAGGUUCUAUCUUUUCUGGCCUCCCCAUUAGCACACAUAAGUCAAAGUGAGUGAAAGUGAUGUAAUCUAAUUCAGACGGUACCUCUCUGUUAUAUUGAAUGUUUUUCACAAACGACUAAGUAUCCAAGGUAACCAAACCUGUUUGUUUGGCAUUCUUUGGUAAGAAUUGGACUUUGCUACAAAAGGACAGAUCCGUUCUUUUCAGCAAACGCCGACUGAACACCUCCAACUGUGUACUGUAUAUUGUGCUGGUUCUGAAGAGAGAGUAGUAAGACAUGGUCCCUGCCCUCAAAGAGCUCAUGGUCUAAUGGGAGAGACUACCAAGGAAGCAAAUAAUUAUAAUUCAGAGUGUUGUAUAAACUCUAGACACAAGUAUCAGAUAUAAAAUUAACAUAGUGUAGGGAUUCGGUAGCUGGUGCUGAGAGGAAACCCUUGAGUGCGCCCUUGACCUGUGACCAUGCCAAUGGCAACUGUCAUUCAGUGGCACAGAGAAAAAGAAAAAAAAAACAUAGUAUAGUGAUUAACCUGUGAUCUGAGAGUGGUAAGUAGGAAUGUCAGAUGAGAAAAUUAUGUGAGGAAAGAGGCAGAUCAUAUUUUAAUUUAAAAAAAAAAACAGAUAGGUAUGGUAUGGACCAGCCUCUGCAGUAAUGGGGUAAAAUGUAAUCUACUGUACAAUGGGAUAAAAUUUUUCAACUUCCUUAUAGAGCUCACCUUCAGCUAUCCUAGUGAUUAUGGCAAACAAAAAAAUUUUCACCGUAAGACAUUGGUUAGCAGUAUGACCUCUUGACUCUGUCUCUGUUUGUCUUUUGGAAAAAAUGGCAAUAAGAAACAAGAGUGCGGUGUGAUCAUGGGGAAGCAAAUGAAAACAAGGAAAUAUUCGACCACGAAGAGAAUACUUAGUUUGAGAGAUCAGAGGCUGAAAGAAAAGGAUAGAUUAAAACCUAAAAAGAAAGAUCCUAAUGCACUCAAGGAAAGAGAUGUUCUCCAAUACUCUUUCUGCUUAUUCUUCCAGUAUAACACACAACUGGGCCCAGCUUUCCACAUCCUGGUCAAUAUCAACUUUAUCAACUUUCCCUUUAAGGCUAAACUGGUCUUAGUGCAGUCAGUGAUGGGCUGUCUCUGUGCCAAGUGUAUGCCUUGUAUAACUGACUGUGUGGUGGCCGAAACUGAGAAAUCGGGGCAGAAGUAUCGAGUGGCUCUAAGGAUCACUAAAGAUCCAAGAUUUGAACCAUUACCAUGCACACACAAAGGAACCUAUGCAGAUGACUGUUGAGCACAGAGAGUAACUCAGCACAGGUGUCACAUUGCCAUCACAGGUGACCAGGACCUUAAGCCAAGAAUUGGGACAGUCCCUGGAGUUCCCAACAUGUACAUUUCUAACCACAGGUACAACAUUGAGUGGACACCAGAUGAUUUUGGAGCCCCUCAGUUCUCGUACUUAAAAAACCAAGUUCCUUCCUCUGCUUUUCUUCAACUAACUUUCUCUGUUGCCAGGUUAUUAACAUGCUACAGAAUGAGCUAUUGCUGCUCCACUCACCCAUUUGCUCUGUUAUGAGCUAAGUAUGGUUAAAUGCACUCACUUUUUUAUGUUUUGAAAAUGAUAUUUUGUACCAUUUUCAUAUUUGUUACAUCUUUUUAUAAAUCAGAUGACUGCUCCAAAAAAAAAAGAAAGAAAAAAUGACAAUAGGUACUUUGGUUUUUUUAUAGCCAAAGCGCGUCUUAUAGCACAAUACACGUCUCUUUCAUAGGCAGUAGAUAUUUUGGAGCAAUAUUUUGAGAGGAGCUUUGGAUUUUGAAGUAAAGUUGUUUUGGGGAAAAGGUUAUAAAAUUCUAAUCACAACUUUGGAAGUAUCUCUAUUCUUAGAUAAGAACAGAUAUAAACUAGGCAGGAGAAAAUGGUAAGACAGAGACUUCAGAGUUAAGAUGACUGUCUUCAUCGAUUUAGUCAUUGAACACAUAUUUAUGAAGUGCCUGCCUACUAGAUACUAGGCUCUGGCCACUAAGGUUCCAGGGGCCAACAGGACAGGUGUGGUUCCUACCUUCCUGGAGCUUACAGUUUCAUAGAGCAGGCAGGCACUAGGCUAAUGGACAAGUACACAACAACAAGUUGUAAUCAGCUCUCUGGUAAAAGAUAAGAUGGUACUGUGAGAGUAACAAACAGGGAGUCUAAUUCAGUUUAGGGAGUAGCCACAGAAGGUCCUCCUGAGGAAGUGACUUCUGAGCUGAGACCUUAAGGAUGAGUCAGAUUUGUCUGAUGAAGAAGAUAGGAAGAAGGGGAGGAUAAGCUUUCUAGACAGAGAUCUGAAACAUAUGCUUUAAAAGCAAAAAACAAAAAUAGAACCCAUAACACCCUCUCCCGGUUCCCUCUUUGUAAUUUAUUUUUGACUUUCAGAUUUCAAUUGAUGUUAGUUAUAUUAAGUGUAUUGGGGAAAACAUUGGUUAAUAACAUUAUAUAAGUUUCAGGAGUACAACUUUAUAAUACAACAUAUGUAUACUCUAUUGCAUGCUCACCACUGGAAGGGUUGUCUCCUUCCUUCGCUUUGUAUUUGACGGCUUUCAUUCUCUUCUUUCUCCCCCUACCCUCAUUAAUUUAAUAAAAAUGUGAUUUUUGUCACCUACACUCCCCCAGUCCUACCCUAGCCUUUCUUUAGAGGCUCUACAGCCAAGCAUUUAAAAAUGCAAGAAGGCUAUGUCUAUGCAUAUGGAUCUACCUUACACAUUUUUUUAAUAAAACAAGGAUCAUAAUUUCAGUUAUACUAUAGUAGUGAGAGUAGAUGAAUGCAAAUUAUUUAGAACAGUGUGGCAUACGUUAAGGACAGGAUAAAUGCGAACUUAUUAUUUCAGUGUGUAUGUGUACUAUAAUUUAUUUACUGAUUUUCCGAUUGAUAGGCCAUUAUGUAAUGCUGAUUCGUUUGCUAUUACAAACCAUUUUGCAUCUCUAGGGUUUGAUUAGCGGGAUGAUGGUACCAUACUUGAUUUCCUUGGUUUGAGCCUACAGUUAUAGGCAAGACUUUGUAUUCUGAUUAUCCUCAGAUUUACCUCUCAGAGCAAAUUUGGCCAGCUGCCUUGAGCUUAGUUUGUUAUCCACAUCUCUCUGCUCAGAAACUUCCAAACAUUGUCCUAUGGGUUCUGAGAACUGUUCCCUUUCACACCCACGCAUUCCCAUACACAGCUGUGCUUCUUAAACCACUGCCGAGUUUUCUCACCCAGUUCACUCUGCUAACCUUUUCCCUGUAUUAAUUUUCCUCACCUGAUCCCUGCACUAGGAGUUAGAAUGCCUGGGUUAAAGUUUUAGUUCAAUACUAAUUCGUUAGCUGUGUGACUUUGGACAAAUCACUGACCCUUGGUGUACUGAGGUUCACUGGGAAAAACAAAUAUAGAACUGUCAAUAGUGGGUUGAGAGACUCCAUUCUCUCCUGUGUCAAACUCAGUGGUUUGUACUACUCAGGUCCUGCCAUUUCUUUCUCCAGCCAGUUGCCUCCCGGGGGGAGAAAAAGUAUACAGUAAUUUCCACAUGUAAAUAGAUGUGUGCACUUCAAACCUGUGUUGUUCAGAGACUUCCGGCCAAGAUGGAGAUGUAGGUAGACACACUGUGCCUCCUCACACAACCAAAAUAAGGACAACAAAAAUUUAGAAACAAAAAAACCCAGUACUGACAGCAAAUCGAACUGUGUGGAAGUCCGACAACCAAGGAGUUAAAGCAGACACAGUCAUCCUGACCGGGAGGAGGGGCGGAGUCAGGCAGCCAGGCAGAGAGGGGUCCCAGCAAAAAAAAAAAGAACCUGUGUUGUUUAGGGUCAACUGUAUUGUUACUAUUUAAAAUUUUUUUGUAAAAGGUUAUAUAUACAUCCACAUGGAAAACUUACAGUGCUGUUACAACUCAAGAGUUACUCUAAGGAAGGUAGUAACUAAGGUAGGGGCUUUGGGAAGUUGAGAAUGUUCUAUUUCUUUUUUUUUUUAAGAGGGUUCAAAAGGGAGGGAACCAUCAAUUGGUCCCCUCUGGUGUGUCCCCAACUGGGGACCUGGCCCACAAUCCUGGCAUGUGCUCUGAUUGAGAAUCUCACCAGGGAAUCCAACUGGGGACCCUUCAGGUGGCAGACUGGCACUCAACCCACUGAACCACACCAGCCAGGGUAGGAGUGCUCUAUUUCUUGAUCUGUUUGCUUGUUACAUGAAUAUGUUGAGUUUAUGAAAGUUCAUCUUGCUGAUCAACUUACAUUUUCACCUUUUAUGUAUAUGUACUUCAAUAAAAAGAAAAAACUUAAAAUGUACAAAAGAGCGUAUAAGAAAGUUUCCCUAUCCCUUCUGAUCCUGACUUCCAGUUCCCCUCUUGAGACAACCAGUUACCUUUCUUUUGUCCUCCCAAAGCUUUUGUAUAUAUAAAUUUACAAAUGUAUGGUUUUUUCCUUUAUACAUAUGACAGCAUAUUAUACACAGUAUUUGAGUCUUUUUUUUUUUACUUUGUAGUAUAGCUCAGGGAUCAUUCCAAACUCUAACAUGUGGACAUUGCCCCAGUGCCUGGCAAAGAAAUAUACUUGUUAAAUAAGUAGUAUCUUCUGGGAGUAGUAUCUCCCAGAGAAGCGCUUGGGUGUAACACAAACUGUAACUUCUGUAAGGGGUGCGAAGUCAAUCCAGAGUCAGCCUUAUUGGCGCCAAAAGUAAAAUAAUGACCGAGUACCAGGAGAGUCUUCUCUAACCAAGGGCAAGCACUGAAGUUCCCGUGGCUGUCAGGCAGAAAUGAGGCUAGGUCAGAGGCUGCUUUUAAAGUUCCGGAAGAAGCAUUUCUUCAGCUGUCUGAAGUCCCUCGGUUAGGUCUCUCCCAAGCUCUCCAGGACUCAGCUCUUUAUAUUGUUUAUUUUUGGUCUGGGAUGAUGCAGAACAGCGGAGCCCUCUGCCUUCCCUGUGACUCCAAGCGGGCCUAGGCCACGCUGUAAGACCCCACUUGCGGUACCGCCUUAUAGCGGAAUCAGAGGCUUGAAGAAAUUGCGGUAUUCUGGAUGAGGUUUCUAAGGGUGAGGUUGCUGUAGCGGGAGAACUAAAGUUAGCUACAUUGGCAACGAGGUCCGGGAUAACGCGGCAGAGCGAGAGCUGGGCGGGGCUGACCGGCUUUCAGUCUGCCACCGACAGGGGCAGGUGCGACGCAUUGUCCCUCACGUGCGCCACCGCGGCUACGUGCCCCGCUACAGCUCGUUUCUGAAAGAUUGUACUCUUCUUUCCACGGAACUUCGCC
Messenger RNA from Artibeus jamaicensis (Jamaican fruit-eating bat), 5666 nucleotides. Its product is annotated as rRNA-processing protein FCF1 homolog. Gene Ontology annotation, cellular component: nucleolus; small-subunit processome. Lineage: Eukaryota; Metazoa; Chordata; Mammalia; Chiroptera; Phyllostomidae. The transcript has 2 exons. The record is from RefSeq and is a predicted model, not a curated record.